Molecule: messenger RNA, 5244 nt
Organism: Rhincodon typus (whale shark)
Lineage: Eukaryota; Metazoa; Chordata; Chondrichthyes; Orectolobiformes; Rhincodontidae
Product: PAN2-PAN3 deadenylation complex subunit Pan3-like
Exons: 7
Coding region: 4099-5244 (381 amino acids)
Biological process (GO): mRNA processing; nuclear-transcribed mRNA poly(A) tail shortening
Cellular component (GO): P-body; PAN complex
Molecular function (GO): metal ion binding; poly(A) binding
Source: RefSeq, a predicted model, not a curated record
UCAAUACCAUAGUAUUUAUUAUUCUUGAAGUUGGUGGCAGCAUAAAUAAUGCAAAAGUUAUGUUCAUGCACUUAAAAUGUAGUUCAGUGUUACGUUAACAUGUUUAGAAAUAACAUUUAAGGAUCAUUUUAGCAGCAGAACUGUUAAGAUUUAAGUUUCAGCGUGAUUUUUAGGGUACAUUUAAAAGAAAAUUGAAAUAAUUGCAGUCUUGCUCAGAUUAUAUUAAUUUGAUGAAAAUAUUAACUUAUUUUACUAAAUAGUCUGCUCAAAUCAUAAUCUGUGCCUAUAUAAUAGUUUUAUACAGUUUGUGCAUUUAACAAAGUGUAACAUUACAUUUUUACAAAAAAAGAAGAGCCUACUGUAAUUAAUAAAUAAGUUUGAGCAUUUGCUUCUUGAUCUUUGAAAGUGUCUGCAUUUCCUUCUUUUCCACUGGAUUUUUGUUUCAUUGCUCACAGUUAUGACAUCAAAAAAUUUCCCUACAACAAAUUUGAGGAUAAUUCUGUCUAAUCACAAUACUACAGCAAAACAAAAUUCAGAAUAUUGCUGCUGUCUUAUCUGGAGAGAAACAUCAGAUAGGUAUUCCUUUAAAUAUAAAUUUUGAGUCUUACACAUCCUCAGGAAUAAAAUGGCAGGAUUACAAAACAAAAGAUCCAACUCUGUUUCUAGCAGUGCAAAUAUAGAGGUAGCUAGGUCUUUAAAGCAUGUCACUCAAAUUAAAUAAUCUGACAAUAUUUUUGGCAAAAGUGGACCAGAAACAACUAUUAGAAAAUGAAGUAGUGUUAGAAAACUGGGAGUUACUCAAGGAGGAGAUAGACAAGGUUAAGAAUAAAUAUGCUCCUAGAAAGCAAAAAAGUGAAACUUCUAAAAUUAGACACAUCUGUUAAGAGAUCAUACAGUAGGAUAAGCCAAGAAAGUAAAGAUUGUGUGUUAAAACUCCUGAUUUUCUUGACAUAUGUUAAUUACCUAGACUUUGUGGUGUACACAGCGUGAUUUCAAAAUCUGCAGAUGACAUUGUAUAAUUGAGUUUUUUUUAAAACAAUUUUUGUACUUUAGUUAAAUGUAAUGAUUAUGCAAGAAAGGUUAUAUUAGAGAUCUACAGCACAGAGGAAAGUUCCUUUGGACCAUCGUUUAGAUAUUAUGGUGAUUAAUUGUGGUCAAUAUAAGGCAAGAGUCUUAUACUUUUGUAUGCAGCAAUAUGCUUCUGGUUAAGAUUUAGCCUGAGACAAACGGAGUGCCAUUUUUUAAGGCUUGCUGUGAGUGCACUUUGAAACAAAACAGCUGUAGAUUUCAAUACACAGUUAUUACUUAGCUUUGUAACUUUAAAGUGCCUUAAACAGAAACAGUCACUUUGCUUUAAAGUAUGUAAUAUGCAUGGAAUAGGAGAAUAUGGACCUCAGAGAGGCAAAAAGUGUUUAGUUUAGAAAGGCAUCAUCUGUUCAUGCAGAAUUGGUGAGCUGAGGUUUAAUUCUUGGCAACAUAACCCUAAUCCUCUGAAGAACAAAGGGAGAUGGUACUGUCCUUUCAAAGUGACAUUUGUGUUAACUUGUUCCAAGAACCAGCAGUCACUGUGAAGUUACUUAUUAACAAAUGGCUCCUGAACUCUCCAGACACUUAGGUGUACCAAUUAGACAUUUCAGAUGAUGAUCCUGUGGUAUGUUAUUGUAUGAGAGCUAUAAAUUCAAUAACGUAACGGGGAAAGGAUGUCAUCGAAAGGAUGCUGCUAACUAACACACAAUCAUAGAAUCCCUACAGUGCAGAAAGAAGCCAUUUGGCCCAUUCAGUCUGCACUGACCCACUGAAGAGCAUCCCACCCAGACCGUGUGACCUUGCAUUUACCAUGACCAAUCCUCAUCUCUGGACACCCUGGGCAAUUUAGCAUUGUCAAUCCACCUGACCUACACAUCUUUGGACUGUGGGAGAAAACCAGAUCACCUGGAAGAAACUCAUGCAGACACAGGUAGAAUGUAUAAACUCCAUACAGAUGAAGAUGGAAUCGAACCCAGGUCCCUGGCACUAUGUGGCAGCAGUGCUAACCUCUGAUCCACCAUAUAUAGACAUCUUCAGGAAACAGUCAGGAGAUAACAGGAGAUGAUAUCAGUAACAAUGACUACCACUGUUCAGAAUAAAACAAAGAACUGCAGAUCAGAAGCAAACAAAAACAGAAGUCGCUGCAGAAAUUCAGCAGGUCUCUGAUAUUACAAGGAAUGAGGAUUUUAGUUAAGAGAAAAGGGUAUAAAUAUUGGAACAAAAACGGAGAACAUUGGAAAUAGUCAGCGGAUUUGGCAGCAUUUGUGGAAAGAACAACAAUUAAUUCUUCAGGUCAAAGCUAGGGUUACUUUCUGUGGAUCAGAGGUGGCUAAGAAGUUAUUUAGUUGAGGUAUAUAAAAUUAUAAAGUGUGUAGACAGAAUGAUAAAGAGCUAUUUCUGUUAACAGAGUUUCAAUAAGCAUGUGGAAUACAUUUUAAGUAAAUAGUAGAAGGUAUAGGUGGGGUGUUGAGAAUUUUUUUCACUGAGUAUGGUGCAGAUUGAGAACUUUGAAAAGGUGACACUCAGAAAUUCUCAUCUGGUUUAAUAAUAAUCGGAAAUGCACUUUUAAGAGCUACAGACUAAGAGCUGGAAAAUGAGAUUAGGUGGAUAGCUCUCUUUGGCUAUUUCUACCUUUCUUCUUACUAUUGUAGGAUGCUUAUUUCAAGAUUCAGCAACAUUUCAUUCAUAGACUUAGGUUUUUAAUUUGAUUUUUCUCAUUUUUAAAUUAACCUACUUUCCGACGUACCCAUAGUUGCACUGUGAUCUUUUUAAAACCAGAAAUACUUUCUUCAGCAUUGGCUAGACUUCGGGAACAACCUUUUCUUGUACUUAAAUUUUGUAAAGGCUAACCUUUAUAUUCAUUCUUAAGCAAUUGUUUAAGAAGCAGGAGCAAGCAUCUACCAUAAUGUAAUUGAUUUUUGAGUUGAAAUGAAUAACACCAAUAAGCCUUCAAGUGAAGGAUUUCACACUUUAGUUGCAAAUACUAGUACAGUAAUUAUAAUGGAGUCAUAACAUCGUAGGUCAUUUGGCCUGUUUGGUUUCGGUCCUUCCUGGAAUAGCAAUUCACCUACCCUGCAUCCUCGGUCUUUUCCCCACAGUCCUGCUAUUAUUUUUUUCCCUUUCAGAUUAUUGCCCAAUUAUCUUUCGAAAGCCACGAAUCUCACUCCACCUCUGGCAAUGCAUUCCAGGCCCUAACCACUUGCUGGAUUAACCAAAAAAAAGGUUCAUUUUGCCAAUCAUCCGGAAUUGGUGCCCUCUGAUUCUCCAUCCUUCCGUUAACUGUAACACCUUGUCUCUAUCUGGUCUGUCCUGGUCCCCGAACAACUGCUGGGCUUCAAACGCCUCCAUUUUACAUCGUGCUCUUCUUUGUUUGCAUACGAGGUGGUGGGGGUGGGGAGGGGAGGGGAGGGUAGGGAGAAACAUAGCAGUGAUAACAAUAAUCGAUCGAGAUGGGGACGGAAAACACCGUUAAGGAUAUGCUCAGCAGGUGCACACAUUAACCUUGGCGGUGUGGAGGGAAGAAAAAGUGAAAGAAGCAGCAGCAGCUGAUAGCAACGCCCCCUCGCUCUUCACCAUUUGUUUUGAUUCCUUGGGUGCGAAUGCGCCAAGGCUGCGCAGGCGCACUAAGGCGCCAGCUGGCUGCUCGGCGGAGGCCGCUUCCAGCCGAAAAAAAACAAGGAGAGAGGGGGGAGGGAGGAGAGAGAGAAAAACUUGUAGCUGCGGUCAAAGCAGCUCCCGCCAUCGGCAGAAAUAAAUAUCACCGCUGGGGAGUCUGAGCCUAAUCCGAUUUAGCCAUCUUCCGUCUUUUUUUUUCACUCCGAUCGAGUGACGGAGGCCGGUGCAUCGGAGCCUGUGUGUGUUUUUUUUCCGCAGCCACCCGCCCGCUCCAUUUCCUUCCAAUGUUGUUGUUCUUCUCCGCCUCGGCUCACGGAUUUGAAUUGUGGGAGAAGCAGGGAGGCCGGAGCCGGAUCUGGACCCGCGGCGGCUCUGCCUCCUGGCCGGCCGUGCGUGCAGUGGCCGCCGCCGUUUGAAAAGGUGGCUUACUCCAGCCUUUUCCCGUCUCCGCCUGCCAUGAACGGUGGUGGUGGUGGCGGUGGCGGCGGCGGCGGCGGCGGUGGGCCACUGCCGGGCGGAGGCUCCAAGGUGAAGUACUGCCGUUACUACGCUAAGGACAAGACCUGUUUCUACGGCGACGAGUGUCAGUUCCUGCACGAGGAUCCCAACAAUGGCGCCGUUUCCGCGAGCCUCGGUCUUGUCGUCAAUAAAAACCACCCGGGACUGGCAGUCGGGACGGCCGCGGCUGCGCCGGGAGCCGGGGGAGCCGGAGGAGGAGCUGCUGGCGGAGGAGGGAGCGGCGGCGGUGCCGCCGGGGGAGGAUACCCACACGGAGGGCCCAAGAAAAACGAGCUCGGCAGCCUGGUGGAGCCUGGGCAGCUGCUCACCAUUCCAGGGAUGGAUGCAACGUUACCAGACAGCCUCACCAACUCAUACUUCAGCAGCAGCUUUAUUGGUGUAAAUGGCUUUGGAGGAGGCCCUGCUGAACCAAAGUACCCUUUGAUUCAGAGGCAAGCUAACAGCAGCAGCUCACCCAGCCUGUUGAGUGAUUGUGCCAAAGCAUAUGCUUGUGCAGGACAUGAUCAACUAAAUUUAUCUGCCUCAUUGUUCAGUGAUUUCUCUGGCCUCAGCAUUUCUCAGCGGAGAAAGACACCAAAUCCAGCUGCAAAUGAAUUCAUCCCUAAAGGAGGAUCAACCUCUCGACUAAGUUCUGUGUCCCAGUCAAACAUGUCGGCCUUUUCACCAGCCUUGUUCUCUCAUCCAUCCUUGGGCAGCCCAUCAGCAGCUGGGUUAGCCCCGGGAAUGUCCUUAUCAGCAGGAUCAUCUCCUCUGCAUUCUCCAAAAAUAACUCCCCACACAUCACCUGCGCCUCGAAGGAGGAGUCAUACUCCAAAUCCAGCAAAUUUCAUGGUACCUACUAGUGCCUCUACACCAGUAUCUGACGCAGUCUCUCAGUCUCCAUCUUCUGGUCAGGUGAUACAAAAAGAAACUGUGGGAGGGACAACUUACUUCUAUACUGACACAACUCCAGGACCUCUUCCAGGAAUGGUGUUUCCAACUUAUCAUAUUUAUCCUUCGUCUGCACCCCAUGUUGCUUAUAUGCAGCCUAAAGCAAAUGCGCCUUCUUUUUUUAUGUCCGAUGAACUCAGACAGGUAAAUUGA